Prunus armeniaca (apricot) is the source of this 234-nucleotide messenger RNA. The record is from the annotation of a GenBank genome assembly. NCBI's taxonomy places the organism in Eukaryota, Viridiplantae, Streptophyta, Magnoliopsida, Rosales, Rosaceae.
AUGGCCAGAGCAAGGGCAAGAGGCCUGCCGUCUCCCGGCACACUGUCACCAGUCCAGAAAACCCUGUGCAAGCUCAAGGAACCUCCAUGGUUGGGACGAGAGGGCACACCCUUGGUCAAACCCAAGCUGUCGUCUAACCCGGUAAGGGGAAUAAUGCACAGAAAUCUCCAAGUGGUCAUCACCGAAUGUGGGCAGAGGGAGGCAUGCGGCACUCAACAAUGCCUCUCUGCGUAA